CAACUUAAACUCACAAAUACUUCUUGAGCCUUUUUUACUCCACAAACAAAUGGCUCCAAGAACCUCCCUUGCACUCUUCCUUUCUCUCAACCUCCUCUUCAUCACUUACACCUCUGCGGCUUGUCCUAGAGAUUCCCUACAACUCGGUGUUUGUGCCAAUGUUCUCAAGCUAGUGGACAUAACAUUGGGAAAUCCACCUGUAACGCCAUGCUGCUCUCUCAUCCAAGGUUUGGCUGACCUUGAGGCUGCAGUCUGCCUUUGCACCUUGGUCAAGGUUAACGUUCUUGGAAUCAACCUUAAACUUCCUAUCGAUCUCAGCGUACUCCUCAAUGUUUGCGGUAGAACACCUCCAACGAACUUCCAAUGCGUGUAAGUUGAAUA
This is a messenger RNA of Camelina sativa (false flax), 381 nucleotides long. The record is from RefSeq and is a predicted model, not a curated record. NCBI's taxonomy places the organism in Eukaryota, Viridiplantae, Streptophyta, Magnoliopsida, Brassicales, Brassicaceae.